AUGACGCUUCCAAUGCCCAACACGAACGGGACUGCGUCGAAACACUCAGCAUGUGAAGAGACAAUCGAGAAGCGGCCUCCAUAUUGGAUCCCUAUCUACGAAGAAGUCGCAUGGACACCGACGCAAAGAUUAAGGGUUAUCAGUAUCGGAGCUGGAUUCAGCGGGCUCACGAUGGCGAACAAAAUCCAGAACAAGUACAAGCUGGACAGUAUAAUCGAACAUGUCAUUUAUGAGAAGAACUGUGACAUUGGAGGGACCUGGCUGGAGAACCGCUACCCCGGCGUCAUGUGCGAUGUACCAGCGCAUAUGUACACCCUUCUGGAUCUCCCCAACCCAGAAUGGCCUUCAUUUUAUGCGACUGGGGCGGAAAUCCAAGCUUAUUUGCACCGCAUUACUCGAGUACACUCGCUGGACAGAGACAUUCGGCUCAAUUCUAGGGUUACGGAAGCAAUAUGGGAGGAAAGGAGCGGGACCUGGAAAGUCCAGGUGCAACAGGGCGAGAAGGUCCUCGAGGACUGGUGUCAUGUUCUUCUAAAUGGCUCUGGAGUCUUGAAUGGCUGGUCGUGGCCAAAGAUCCAAGGUCUUGAUCAAUUUCAAGGCCACCUUUGCCAUUCAGCAGAUUGGAAGAACGACUACGACUUCUCUGGGAAAAGAGUCGCCGUCAUCGGCAAUGGGUCUUCCGGCAUCCAAAUCGUGCCCCAGCUUCAGAAAACGGCGGCCAAAGUCUUGAACUAUGCUCGGUCACCAACCUGGAUUUCUGCGCCUUACCUCGAGGACCUUAAAGGACCCGAGCCAAACCCGAAAUACUCGGAGGAACAAAAGAACUUCUACCGCGAAAACCCUGGUGGUCUCAGAGAAUAUAGAAAGAAGAUGACGCACGAGUUCAAUAAGUUCUAUGAAGCCCUUAUUGAGGGGUCGAUUCCUAAUCAAAAAGCUCGCGAGAGGGCACAUACUUCAAUGAUCGAGGCCCUUCAGAACUCUCCGGACCUGAUUGACAAAUUAGUCCCAACUUGGAGCCUUGGAUGUCGACGGAUUACCCCGGGCAACGGAUAUCUGGCGGCGCUCUCGGAGAAGAAUGUUGAACUGAUGACAACGCCGAUCGAGAAGAUUACGGCCACGGGGAUCGUGACAUCUGACGGUAGAUUUGAACAACUGGACGCCAUCGUCUGCGCCACAGGAUUCGAUGUCUCGUUUCGACCCCGCUGGCGACAGCUCGGUCGGGAUGGUAGGGACCUCGCACGCGAAUGGGAUGAGCACGCUACGAGCUACUUCUCCCUCUGCGUGUCGGGUCAGCCGAAUUAUUUCAUGUACAACGGACCCGCGUCUCCCGUGGCCCAUGGAAGUCUUCCCUCUGCGAUCGACUGGGAGGCCGAGUAUAUGAUCAAAUGGAUCACCAAGAUGGCUCGGGAAGAUAUCAAAAGUUUCGAACCCAGGGCCGAGGUCCAAGAGGCAUGGAAUACUUGGGGCGAUGAGCUGCUCAAGCGGACCGUCUGGAACAGCGGCUGCAGCAGCUGGUACAAGCGGAGUGGCCGAAUCUCAGCAUUGUACCCGGGUUCCAUCUUACAUUUCAAGGAUUGCAUUGAGAAUAUCAGGGGCGAAGACUUCGACGUUCGCUACCGAAGCCGAAACCGUUGGCGGUUCCUCGGAAACGGAUUCACUGAGCUCGAGAGGCAGGGCGGAGAUUUAGCCUACUACCUGGAGCAUUAG
Messenger RNA from Fonsecaea multimorphosa CBS 102226, 1707 nucleotides. RefSeq lists its product as uncharacterized. Bases 1 to 1707 code for a protein of 568 amino acids. The record is from RefSeq and is a predicted model, not a curated record. Gene Ontology annotation, molecular function: N,N-dimethylaniline monooxygenase activity; flavin adenine dinucleotide binding; NADP binding. The transcript is spliced from 5 exons. NCBI's taxonomy places the organism in Eukaryota, Fungi, Ascomycota, Eurotiomycetes, Chaetothyriales, Herpotrichiellaceae.